AUGGAGAUCGAAAAUUUCUGUAACGAUUGGGAUCACAUCAGCUUGGAACCGGUUUUGUUUUUUUGGGAUAGUGAUUAUCAAGACCUCGAGACCUCAUUUGAAGAUUUAUAUAAUCGACAACACAUAGCUGCGAGAAGUCAAAAUUACCAGAAUAAUUUAGAAAGACUUGAAUUUGAAAGCACUUCUAGUAAGCAUAUAAGCAAAUGGAUAAAGAACGCUUUAGAAGAAUUAAGACUAACAAUAAGUAAAACUCGGCGCGAACCAACAGCUUGUGAGAGUCUUGCCACCAUCGUAGAAUCUAUACCAUCGACAUCAUCAUUCAGCAAUGAUCUGAGUUUCUUGUCAUCGACAAAAAUAAGAAGAAAUAAACAGGCAGCCAAGAAAAAGAACAACGCACAGUCUUUCACACCGGAAAUACCUGAAAGAUCUCACUUAAGUACAUCCUCAUGCGAACAAAUAAAAAUUCCUUCCUCUCUGCAACAAUCGACCACAUGCACAAUAUCAGAGAGGAAAUACACUACAGCAACACCGAUAAACGAAGACUGCAGAACUGUUAAUAUUAAAAAUCCAGUGGCGGGAGGAGCAACCGUUGCUGAAAAUACAAAUCAGCAAUUAUAUCAAACGAAUGCGCCCUUCACCAAUAAUAUCUCCGAGUUUUAUAAUUUGUAUCCACAACAGGAACAAAUUUAUCACUCCAAUAGACCAUCGACUGUACCACCUCAAGAAAUAGACAAGAUAGAAGAUUAUGCAUUGGAAUAUACGUGGGAAAACAUUAUCUUAAAUAAUUACAAACUCGAGAUCCCAAUACGACCGGUUAGUGAGCAGAUUCAAGUGGAACAACAGCUGGAAGAAUUGUCUUUGACAAAAGCGGGAGGUGAAGUGGCCAUUGCUGAAAAUUGCAAUAAACAACUAUACCAAGCGAACGUGUUCUCUACCAACUCGUGGGUCUCUGAGUUUCACAAUUUGCCUCCACAUCAAGAGCAAUUCUGUUACUCUGAUGAACCAUCGACUAUAACAUACGAAAAAAUUGGAAAUUUGGUAGAAGAACAUGCAUUGCCAGGAUGUAGCCGAGAAAAUAUUAACUUAAACAUUUACGAAUCGCCCGUGAAUCCGGUACCGUCGAACAGCUUUCAACAACAACAAUUGCAAGAAUCGUUUGGUCUUGAAGAGCCUAAUUACUCUCAAUAUCCGCAUUGCGUCCCUACAAGCUCAAGAGGAGAAGAGUUUGUAACGGAUACGAGAACAUAUAGUGCGUCCAAUUGGGCCAGUCAAGACAUUUUUAAACCGCCACCGCCUUAUCCUGAAAAGAGCAUCAAAAGGAACAGUGCACCUCUAACAGAAGCUCUGCCAAAUCCUCCAUACACCAACAUUUCGCCUACAUCGAACAUCGUAAGUGAAAUGAAAUACGAGACACAAUCAGGUCCACCGACGACGCCGUCACAUUUGACCUCUUCCGGAGUCGAGCCGCCACAUAGCAGUCAGACUUCCGGAAUCGUGAUGGGUGAUUCACCAGCUGAAGUUGUCGACAGCCUGUUGUUGUCCCCUUGGGCCGCCAACGGGCCUGAGUUCCUCGAAGGUGGAGUACCAGAUGUGAAGCAAACGGGCGGGUUUCAAGAUACUUCAUGGGUAGACUCGCUCAUGUUGGGUUCGACUGUCAACGUCGCUUCGGCUCAGUCGUUAAUGGAAAUCAAGGGUCCGCUUCCAGCCUUCACCAAUUACACGGGACACCUCUCAAUCAACGGCAUAUCUGGCCAUCACUAUCACACGAUAGCCUCAUCCGGUCAGAGAUCGUCAGUACCAUCUGCAUCGCCGACACCCUCCUCUAAUCAGGAAUAUUACGAAUCGCCCGUAGUAUCCUCGAGUACACCAUGUCCACAGGUAAGUCAAAAACACCAGCCACAGAAUCAUCAACAGCAACAGCAGCAACAGCAGCAUCCACAUCCUCAAAGUCAACAUCAGCAGCAGCAGCAAUUGCCACAGUCGACGCAGCAAAUAGAGUACGAUAUUGACGACAUUGCGGAGAUUAUCGGUUCCGCGAUAGCGGACACAACGGUGCCGGGAAAGGGAAACGGUCCCAGUUCGGAGCAGACUUCAGAUACCUCAGGAGACUGGAUAGACAUUGCCGAGUGGAUCAUGCCGGAGUGUUCGCCUAAGACUCAAGAGACUACAUCGCCCAAUUCGUUCGCGCCACAGAUUUACGUGACCACAACACCGACCAUAUCGACUCAACAGCACUCUUCCACGCUACAGAAUUUGCUUACGCAGACUACGUUACAGACCUACGUUACAGAUUUACGUUCACCUCUGCUACAAGCGAGAUUGCAGCAGCACUCCAACACUGCCCCGGGUCUUCAGAACGCAUCCUGUGGUGAAACGCCAUCAUCGACGAGCCCUUAUCCGCCUCUUAGCCCGCCUAAUCGAGUGUCCACAUCCUGCAGCCCCGAUGACCUUUUACACUCGUCUUUCGCCACUCCUUCGCAUCCCAGAAAAAGAUCGCGAUCCUCGGGUUCCGGGCAAAAUACGAGCAAGAAGAAUCCGGCCGUCAAUGCAGCAGUAUUACCGUACGGAGCGGAGUCCGAAGUGGUUGGCAACCCAAAGAAGCCCGUUCACAGGUGUCACAUAUGCAGCAGGGCAUUCUUAAACAAAAGCAAUAUUAAGGUGCAUUUACGUACGCAUACGGGCGAGAAACCGUUUAAGUGUGACGUAUGCAGUAAAGCUUUCAGGCAAAAGGCACAUCUCAUCAAACAUCAGCAGAUUCACAAAAGAGGCGGCAGGGAAUAGAUUCUCUCUCAAAUCGAAGGGACACACUUUACAAAAUAAAAUUGGUAAUUCUAAUGAUAAAUAGCAUAGGUAAAGAUAUAUAAUAGGAAUAGACUUAUAAACAUACUUAAAUUACGCUAUAUCGUACCUAUGAGACAUGGCGAUAAUGCGGCCAUCGUAAUGACAUGUGAUCACUCUAAUCAUUAGAAUCCAUUGGUUUAAAUGCGUCCCUUGUAAUUGAAGAAAGACAAAAGCGGACGCAAUUCCGCCACUAAUUUAAUGGAAACAAUCACGAUCACGAUCGCGUUCAAGAU
This is a messenger RNA of Camponotus floridanus (Florida carpenter ant), 3074 nucleotides long. RefSeq names its product transcriptional regulator prz1 (gene ich). Gene Ontology annotation, molecular function: DNA-binding transcription factor activity, RNA polymerase II-specific; RNA polymerase II transcription regulatory region sequence-specific DNA binding. The transcript has 2 exons. NCBI's taxonomy places the organism in Eukaryota, Metazoa, Arthropoda, Insecta, Hymenoptera, Formicidae. Gene Ontology annotation, biological process: embryonic pattern specification; embryo development; regulation of transcription by RNA polymerase II. Gene Ontology annotation, cellular component: nucleus. The record is from RefSeq and is a predicted model, not a curated record. Bases 1 to 2781 code for a protein of 926 amino acids.